AUGAUCUUUGGGCUGAUACAUUUUACAUUUAAGGUAAAAUUUAUUUAUACUCAAAAAUAUUGGCAAUCUCUGCCAUGAAAAUGGAAAAUUGAAUGGUACCAAAUUCAAUAGAGAAUAGCAUAGUUUUUUGUCCACAAAUAUUUGAUUUUGUGUGUAAAUUACACCAAUAGGACCUCAACAGGAAUUUCUAUGCCCAGAGUCUGCUUAACUUCAAUUGCCACUUCUCUGUUUGUUUUCCAAUUUUUGACUGGGCUGAUUUUUACUGCUAAUAACUCAAACUCAAUUCGAGAGACUGGAGGAGUUCUUAUAUUCAUUUCAGCAGUCCUUUAUAUUUUCCUUGUAUACAAUAUUCAUAGAGUCCUCAAAAAGCAAUGAGCUGAAUAA
Molecule: messenger RNA, 384 nt
Organism: Blepharisma stoltei
Lineage: Eukaryota; Ciliophora; Heterotrichea; Heterotrichida; Blepharismidae
Source: the annotation of a GenBank genome assembly